AUGCCGUCUGACCUGAAAAAGACGGCGUACUCGCACCUCCUCCCGCAACACCACGCCGACUCGCCGUCGUCCUCAUCGCCAGCGUCGUCCAGGAGCUCGUCGCCAGCGCCGCUGCCAGCCGACGACAAGCACUAUGCGUUCAGUACGACGCUACGCCGCCACGAACCGGAAUCCGUCGUCGACUUCUCCCACCCGCUCAGUGACCUCAAGCAGCACGUCGCAGCGCGGUUCACGGGGUACGAGCCCGUCGGGGGACAGAGCGGGGCAGGGGGAGGGCAGACAGGACCCUCAGCGUAUCCUCCAGCGGCGCACGGGCACGCCGGACCCGGAGGCUACUCGCACCACCCCUUCGCACACACGACCUCCCCCCUCACACCCUCAGCCCACUAUGCCUCGCAGACCAUCGCACAGACGCUUUCUGCUCUCUCGACAUCCGCAUCCUCGGGACUCAAUGUAGGGAAGGUCGGGGCGGUCCGCGAGCUGUCCGGCCCAAACGAGUUCGAGGUCGAGGCAAAGGACCCGACAUGGAAGAAGUUCCUGGGCAAGUUCUACGAGGACCCGCUCAUCCUGCUCCUCAUGGCGAGCGCGGCGGUCAGUGCGGUUGUGGGGAACUACGACGACGCGGCGAGUAUCCUGGUGGCCGUCUUCAUCGUCGUGACCGUCGGCUUUGUCCAGGAGCAGCGGUCAGAAAAGUCGCUGGAGGCGCUGAACCGGCUAGUGCCUCACUACUGCCACCUCAUCCGGAACGGACGCAAAACGACACAACUCGCCAACGUUCUCGUUCCAGGCGACCUCGUUACCUUCCACACAGGCGACCGCAUCCCCGCCGACAUCCGCCUCACACAGGCUCACGGCCUCGAGAUCGACGAGUCCGCAUUGACGGGCGAAACUCGUCCUGCGAAGAAGCAUACGGAGGCUAUCACGCAGGGUACGGGAGGAAUGGGGGGCUUGCCGAUCAGCGAGCGGGAUAACAUCGCGUUCAUGGGCACCCUCGUGAGGAGCGGUCGAGGAGAGGGAGUCGUGGUUGGUACGGGCGUACAGACAGAGUUUGGUGUCGUCUUCAGCAUGAUGCAGGAGGUCGGCGACAAGAAGACCCCUCUGCAAGUCUCGAUGGACGAGCUGGCGAAGAAGCUGUCAAUCAUCUCGUUCGGAGUAAUCGGCAUCAUCUGCUUGAUCGGUGUCAUCCAGCAUCGCAGCUGGCUCGAGAUGUUCACGAUUGGAGUCUCGCUCGCCGUUGCCGCCAUUCCUGAAGGUCUGCCCAUCGUCGUUACCGUCACUCUCGCCCUCGGUGUCCUGCGAAUGUCGAAACGGAAUGCGAUCGUCAAGAAGCUACCCAGUGUCGAGACGCUCGGCAGCGUCAGCGUGAUAUGCUCCGACAAGACUGGUACGCUUACCACAAACGUCAUGACCGUCACCAAGGCGUACUCCGUCGACCACGGCAUCUUCGCCCUCGACAACGGCCCUCCCAUGCUCUCGCCUGACGAUUCUCGCGCCAAGAUCUUCCUCAUCGGCAAUCUCUGCAAUCACGCUCACGCCGACAAGGGCAAGUACCACGGCCAAGCGACCGAGGUCGCGCUCAUGAACGCCCUCGCGACUGUCGGCCUGACCGACCAGCGCAAGUUCUUCACCCGCAAGAGCGAAGUCGCCUUCAGCUCGGAGACGAAGACGCAGUCCGUCACCGGCACUUUCCCGCACGCUCAGCCCGGCGAGCUUGACACGACAUACGUCUCCGGCGCUCUCGAGGGCGUUCUCGCUCGGUGUCGGUAUCAUCUGCGGGAGGACAACUCGGUCGUUCCGCUCGAAGCGGGCGUUUCGAAGCUCAUCCUUUCGAAGGCCAUCGAGUUGGCCUCGUCCGGAUUGCGAGUCGUCGCGAUGGCGUACGGGCAGGAUCCCGAAGCCCUCAUCUUUGCGGGCUUGCAGGGGAUGAUGGACCCGCCUCGGCCAGGCGUGGCAGACGCCAUCUCGAAGCUCAGCUCGGGCGGCAUCCACGUCGUCAUGAUCACGGGUGACAGCGAGCAGACUGCGGUCGCUAUCGCCAAGCAGCUUGGGAUCCGGACGACAGGCGGGACAAGCAGGAUGGGCAUCUUGACGGGCAAGGAGAUCGACCUUCUCAGCCAGCGGCAGCUCGCGGACCGGAUAGGCGGCGUAACGGUCUUUGCGCGCACGACGCCGCGACACAAAAUGGCGAUCAUCGAGGCGUAUCAGUCGCGAGGAGCGGUGGUCGCAAUGACCGGCGACGGAGUCAACGACGCGCCGGCGCUGAAGAUGGCGGACAUUGGUGUCUCGAUGGGCAAAGGCGGAACGGACGUCGCGAAAGAGGCGGCAGACGUUAUCCUCGUCGACGACAACUUUACAACCUUGCUGCCGGCUGUCGAGGAGGGCAAGGGCAUCUUCGUCAACAUCCAGAACUUCCUCUGCUUCCAACUCUCCACCGCCGUUGCCGCCCUCUCCCUCAUCACCCUCUCAACCGCGCUCGGCCUGCCCAAUCCGCUCAACGCCAUGCAGAUCCUCUUCAUCAACGUCAUCAUGGACGGCCCGCCCUCGCAAUCCCUUGGUGUCGAUCCCGUCGACCGCGAAGCCAUGAAACGCCCGCCUCGACCCAAGUCGGCGCCCAUUCUUACGCGCCGACUGAUGUAUCGCGUCGGCUUCUCAGCAAGCAUCAUCAUCCUCGGCGUUCUGUUCGUCCUCGCGCGAGAACUUGGCGACGGCACCGACCUUGCGCGUGACCAGACCAUGACCUUCACCUCCUUCGUCUUCCUCGACCUCGCCUCCGCUCUUCAGAACCGUGGACUCAAUGUCCCCCUCCUAACCGGCGCGCCCAACAAGAUGCUCCUCCUCGCCGUCAGCGUCUCCUUCCUCGUCCAACUCUCGCUCGUCUACGUUCCUUUCCUUCAGUCCGUCUUCCAGACCCAGGCUCUCUCGCUACGGGAUCUGUCGGUCCUGCUCGUUCUGGGCGGGUGCAGCAUGAGCAUCCAUGAAUGGCGGCGGCGGUACGAGCGGAAGCAGCUCGUCGAGGAGGCCUGGACGAACGCGCAGGUCGUGUAG
Molecule: messenger RNA, 3045 nt
Organism: Rhodotorula toruloides NP11
Lineage: Eukaryota; Fungi; Basidiomycota; Microbotryomycetes; Sporidiobolales; Sporidiobolaceae
Product: calcium-transporting ATPase
Exons: 9
Coding region: 1-3045 (1014 amino acids)
Biological process (GO): manganese ion transport; calcium ion transmembrane transport; intracellular calcium ion homeostasis
Cellular component (GO): plasma membrane; endoplasmic reticulum; Golgi membrane
Molecular function (GO): P-type calcium transporter activity; ATP binding; ATP hydrolysis activity
Source: RefSeq, a predicted model, not a curated record